Molecule: messenger RNA, 2124 nt
Organism: Xyrauchen texanus (razorback sucker)
Lineage: Eukaryota; Metazoa; Chordata; Actinopteri; Cypriniformes; Catostomidae
Product: gastrula zinc finger protein XlCGF8.2DB-like
Exons: 1
Coding region: 133-966 (277 amino acids)
Biological process (GO): regulation of transcription by RNA polymerase II
Cellular component (GO): nucleus
Molecular function (GO): DNA-binding transcription activator activity, RNA polymerase II-specific; RNA polymerase II cis-regulatory region sequence-specific DNA binding
Source: RefSeq, a predicted model, not a curated record
CCUCAGUGUGGAAAGAGUUUUGCACUUAACCGAGAUCUACUGAGGCACCUGAGAAUUCAUACCGGAGAGAAGCCAUUUACAUGCACUCAGUGUGGAAAGAGGUUCACACAAGAAGGAAACCUUAACCGUCACAUGAAAAAUCACACUGGAGAGAAACCUUUCAUAUGCAUUCAGUGUGGAAAGAGUUUUGCAGUGACAGGAGAGCUACAGAAGCACCUCAGAAUUCACACCGGAGAGAAGCCUUUUACAUGCACUCGGUGUGGAAAGAGUUUCACACAAGAAGGAAACCUUAUCCGUCACAUGAGAAAUCACACUGAAGAGAAGCCUUUUACAUGCCAUCAUUGUGGAAAGAAUUUUAAACAAGAAGGAAACCUUAAGCUUCACAUGAGAAAUCACACUGGAGAGAAGCCUUUCACAUGCCAUCAGUGUGGAAAGAGUUUUGCAGUUAAAGGAGAUCUACACAAGCACCUGAGAAUUCACAUCGGAGAGAAGCCUUUCAUAUGCAUUCAGUGUGGGAAAUGUUUCACACAAGAAGGAAACCUUAACCGUCACUUAAGAAUUCACACUGGAGAGAAGCCUUUUACAUGCCACCAGUGUGGAAAAGGUUUCAAACAAGAAGGAAACCUCAAAGAUCAUCUAAGAAUUCACACUGGAGAGAAGCCUUUUACAUGCACUCAGUGUGGAAAGAAUUUCACACAAAAAGGAAUCCUUAACCGUCACAUGAGAAAUCACACUGGAGAGAAGUCUUUCAAAUGCCAUCAGUGUGGAAAGAGUUUUGCAGUGAAAGGAGAGUUACAGAAGCACCUCAGAAUUCACACCGGAGAGAAGCCUUUUACAUGCACUCAGUGUGGAAAGAGUUUCACACAAGAAAGAAACCUUAACCGUCACAUGAGAAAUCACACGGGAGAUAUGACUUUCACAAUCCCAUCAGUGUGGAAUGAGUUUCAAACAAGAAGGAAACCUUAACUUUCACAUGAGAAAUCACAGGAGAGAAGCCUUUCAGUGUGGAAAGAGUUAUACACAACCAAGUCAUCUUACAAUUUAUCUGCACGGUCGCUCCGGAUUAAAGCAAUUCAUGUGCAGCAAACAAAUACAUUGAAAUCACACCUAAAGAUGCACCUGAAAACUCAUGUAAAUAAAAAGCCUUACCUAUGUUCUUUUGUGAAAUUAUUUUUUCACAGCUGAACAAUGAUAAUAAUCACCAUAUAACACAUACCCCUUUGUGAAAGCUCUUGUAUGCUCAGGGUGUGGUAAAGCCUUUAUCAGAGAUCAUAAAUUGAAAGUCCACCAAAGAAUCCAUACUUUAGAAAAACCCUAAAAGUGUUCAAAUUGUGGAAAGAGUUUCAUUAUUUCAGACAACCUGAGAACCCAUGAGAGAGUGCACUUCAUGUGGGUAGAAUUUUAGCCAAUCAGGUCAUCUUCAGAGGCAUUUAAAUAAGUGUUGUCCAAAAUUGUUAAAGUGAGCAAAGUUAAUUUUCACUUUUUCAGUUUUCCUUUCAAGUAAACUGUUUAAAAUUCUGUUAAACUGUCACGAACCCCUUUCCUCUGCCCCAUCUCAGCUUCCUCACACACGCACACUAUCUCCCUUCUCGCACACAGGCACUCCAUGAGCGUGCUCGCUUCCCGCUCCCUCGCUCCGCCCCCCUGAGCGCGUACGCUCUUUUUCCUCCAUCGGGCUUCCACGCCCGGUUUUGCUUUUACGAGCUCUCGCUCGUAAACGAUCUCCCCCCUCUGGCACACUCGGCUCUUCAGCCUGAACAUUAUGACCACCUACACUCACGCCGCAUCCUAUCCCCACACAUUAGAUUCACCUGCACUCGUCUCGUCACCUUCAUUGUUCACACCUGCACCUUCCCCAGCACUUCCGUUUCACGGGUGUUGGUUAUUGUAUGUAUUUAGAUUCCCGUGUUUAUGCCCCCGCUAGUCUCGUCUAGUUUUGCCCCUGCUAGUCUCGUCUAGUUUUGACCUCCCCACUGUUUGAUUACCUGUUUAGCUUGCCAACUCUCUCGUUCCUCUGUCUUUGUUCCCGCUAGUCUCGUCUUGUCCUUCGCCCUAGUUGUUAACUGUUUUCCCCGCUUAUCGUUCACCUCCCUCAUUAGAUCUGCCCCCUUGUUUAUAUCGUUG